GAUAACAGGACUGAGUGUGGCACAGAAGAACUGACUCUGGUAAAAUGAUUGGAGUGGAGGUGCCAUUCUCACAGCUUUGUCUCAGACAGGGUCUCUUUUCAAGCCACGAUCUGCUUACCUUAUCGUAGAGCUGCUAGGAGAGGUCAGCAGACAAAUAAAGGAAUCAUGUUUUAUCAUUUUUAUUAUUAUUAUUCAAUUACAAAGUAAAUGUUCCAGGUUAAGAAAACUUUGUGUAUGUGUGUUAUUUUUAUCUUUUUUACAUUAUUUAGCAAAAGUUUUUGUUGAAGAGCUCUUUUGUUAAAGUUUGGAGGCCUCUGACGUGUUCAUCUCACUGAAAAGCACAAAAGAGUUGUAUUGUCUGGAUUGUCAAAAGGGGCUUCAGUCUCUUUGUAUUACUGUUUCUGUCUAUGCCCCCAUUUCUCUUUUUCAGGAGGGGUUUGACAAUAUGGAACCUUUUGUGCCAGUUUCUGUCUCCAACUACAGCGAAAAAUAGUUUGAGAGCUGUUACCUGUGCUAUAUAGACCACAACUGUCUUCAGCAUCCGCAGAGUAGAACAGAAGAAGAAAAGAUAGAACUCAUCUUUCUCAGCAACAAAAAUCCAUCCAUCCUGGAAAGAUGGUGUGCCUUCUUGUAGUGCACUUGCAGUUUCUUUCUCUCUCUCUCUCUCUGUCUGUCUCUCUCACCCAAACCUGUAAAUCAUUUGAAUUCUUCAAUAAACUAUUAUAAGCAUGCAGAAUUUUUCAUAAUAAAAACUUGUUUGAAUUUGUUUUUUAUUUUUUAUUUAUUUUAUUUUUUUAAUCUAUGUUCUUUUUCCCCACGCCUAGUCAUAUGAUUGUAAUGGCUCCACUAAAUUUUUUUUUGCUGGAGGUCACGUGGCGGAGGUGGGGUCAUAUGAUCGCAACCUGCCCAAAGAAACACGGAACUCAUAGCGCGUUGCGUGAUGGACUGUUUACAACACAGAUACAGUUCUCCUUAGCUGGAACACUAAAAUGUCCACUUAGAUAAUAUUUAGAACAGAGUAAAGGAUAGUAAUAUUUCCGUUCUUGAUCGUGGGCUAAACUUAAAUAUACAAAUGCGUUUUCCUGAUAGGGAAUACAUCGUGGUCGCACGUUUAUGUUUUGUAUAAACGCUGUUGUUGUUUUUAAUUGUAACAAGAGGAUCUGCGAGAUCUCAACGACAGCAUGAGAGAAACGGCUCUUUUCAUAUUGCUCACUGCAGUAUUCAAUAUUACUACAGCUGACAAUAACGAUGGCUGUCAAGCGUUGAACUUUGGCCAUGGUUCGGUUGCUUGCGAGUGCAAUGCGACUUAUUGUGACUCGAUUGGCCGGGUUAGAUUGCCUGAUCCGGGCCAGUUCUUGCAAUUCCUCAGCAGUAAAGCUGGCAGCAGACUCUUGAAGAGUCAAGGCCAGUUCCAGAAGAACAGCACAGGAGCAGCUCUCAGAAUCACUCUGAAUCCCAAUCAAAAGUACCAGCGCAUCAAAGGAUUUGGGGGAGCUAUGACAGAUGCAGCUGCCAUUAACAUUCUCUCACUGUCUCCUGGAGCACAGGACCAGCUGCUCAGACAGUACUUCUCCCCAGAUGGUAUAGAAUACAGUUUUGUGAGAGUGCCGAUGGCCAGUUGUGAUUUUUCAACUCGCCUCUACACCUACGCUGACUCUCCAGGGGACUACGAACUCCAAAACUUCACCCUGGCAGAUGAGGAUAUUCACAUGAAGAUUCCCCUGCUGCAGCGGGCACAGGCUCUCUCUGCUCGGCCACUGUCUCUGUUUGCCAGUGCCUGGAGCGCCCCCGCCUGGUUAAAGACCAAUGGUGCGCUAAUUGGGAAGGGCUCCCUCAAAGGCAAGCCAGGAGGCAAAGAACAUAAGUCCUGGGCACAGUACUAUAUUAGAUUUCUUGAGGAGUAUGGCAAAUAUAAUCUUUCAUUCUGGGGGUUGACAUCAGGGAACGAGCCUACUGCAGGCCAAAUGACAAAUUACAGCUUUCAGGCUUUGGGUUUCACUCCCGAGUCACAACGCGACUGGAUUGCCCUGGAUCUGGGUCCAGCACUCCAUUCCUCAUCCUUUGCCAAGACCCGCCUGAUGAUCCUUGAUGACCAGCGACUUCUGCUCCCACACUGGGCCAAAGUGGUUCUGAGUGAUGUACAAGCUGCACGCUACGUCCAUGGCAUUGGUGUCCACUGGUACUUUGACCAUAUUGUGCCGCCUGACAUCUCCCUGGCAACCACACACCACCUCUACCCAGAAUACUUCUUGUUUGCAACAGAGGCAUGUGCUGGAUGGAAUCCAGCAGACCGUGGUGUGCGUCUGGGCAGCUGGGGCAGAGCAGAGGACUAUGCACAUGACAUCAUACAGGACAUGAAUAACUAUGUGACAGGAUGGACAGACUGGAACUUGGCCCUUGAUCCAAAUGGUGGGCCAAAUUGGGUGAAGAACUUUGUAGACAGUCCCAUCAUAGUGAAUCAGAGUAAAGAUGUCUUCUACAAGCAGCCCACGUUCUACAGCAUGGCCCAUUUCAGCAAGUUCCUGUGGGAGGGGUCACAGAGAGUGGGUGUGUCCAUGAGCCACAGCACUGUCCUGAAAAUAUCUGCCUAUAUCAGACCAGAUGCCUCAGCAGUAUUAAUCAUUCUCAACCGGUCUGAUGAGGAGGUGCAGUUUGAGGUUUGGGAUCAGACACUGGGCUUUUUACUGGGAAAUGCCCCACCUCACUCCAUCCUCACACUACUGUGGAGCAGACCCUGAUUGAUGGCAACCAAACAUUGGAUCAAUUCCCCAUUUAUGCACCUUAAUGAGUGACUCAGCCAAGUCAUUUCAGUCAUGCUUUAAGCCACUAACAUUUCAAAAGACUGAUUGCAGCAAUUACAGUAAUCAAUUAAAGAGAUCAUUUCAACAAAGUCAACAGAAAUUUACAAUCUAUACAUCUAGCUCUGAGAGCCAAGAACUAAUACAUUGCCUGAAGGCACCUUGUAUUGAAAAUUGCUAAGAUAAUAGACAAUUUAUGGGGCAAUGAAAUGCAUAAUUAUCUGUUGGGUGACAUUUUAAAAAGUAUCUUCAAUAUACUGUAUAAGCCUUAUCUUAUCCCUGGAAAAACUUGGUUUAAAAUUUCAUGAGAAAUAUUGCACUGAAGCUAAUUUAACACUUAAUAAAUGCAACUGUUCACAGAUA
Molecule: messenger RNA, 3161 nt
Organism: Myxocyprinus asiaticus (Chinese sucker)
Lineage: Eukaryota; Metazoa; Chordata; Actinopteri; Cypriniformes; Catostomidae
Gene: gba1
Product: glucosidase, beta, acid
Exons: 13
Coding region: 1182-2738 (518 amino acids)
Biological process (GO): glucosylceramide catabolic process
Molecular function (GO): glucosylceramidase activity
Source: RefSeq, a predicted model, not a curated record